AUCAGCUGUCCUGCACAGGAUUGUCUUUCCGGUCCAAUCCUCCAAGGCCAACCAUUGUCCUUGCUUGUCGUGGCAAGACUAUGAGUAAAGCAAGAUGACUACCACCAACUCUAUUCCGCCGAUGUCACCUACGCUUUACAACGUGACGUUUCGGGUGUUCCUGUCCUCUUGCCCCUCCACGCUGUUCCCAAAGCCAUUGUCUACUGGAGAAUGUCACCGUCCGGUUUGGGUUCCCUUUUCAAUGUAGCCUCGCUCGACUGCGACUCUAAAUCUAUUUACUAUGCCAUCUCGCCCUGCCCGCUUCUGCUCUUUUCUUCUACUCCUUGCUGCGAGAUCUGACCGACCUCGACCUUACUAGCAGUUUGACACGGAUCUAUACUCCGGAACUCCCGCCUCUUCUAUCAAUAUGCCGGGAAAAACCGCCCCUGAACGUCGUAUCACCAAACUCACCAACUGUCGCAUUGUGAAAGGCGACAAACUGAUCAAAGAGGACGUUUGGAUUGAUUCACUAUCUGGAAAGAUCCUCAAAGAUCAGGAAGCAUUUUACGACUUUCACAUCGCGCCGGAUGAGAUCAUCGAUCUCGGCGGGCGCAUCGUCGCCCCGGGACUGAUCGACGUGCAGCUCAACGGCGCGCAGGGCUUCGAUUUCUCGGUGCCCCAGCCCACCACCGAGGAGUAUGAGAGGGGACUGCGCAUGGUGAACAAGGGUCUUGCGCGCAUGGGGGUGACUUCAUAUCUCCCUACCGUGGUGAGCUCCACGCCGGACGUCUACCACAAGGUGUUGCCUUCGUUAGGUCCCACAGGAGAAAGCAGCCUCCCUCAAGACGGCGCAGAGUCCCUGGGCGCCCACGUGGAGGGCCCCUUCAUCAGCCCCGGCCGCAACGGCAUCCACAAACCCGAAGUGCUGCGCGCGGCCCAGAACCUGGAAGAGAUCGUCGAAUGCUACGGCUCAGACAGCCUGAUGGGACCCAACCAAACCGUCCGCAUGAUCACCGCGGCACCCGAGGUCGGCGACAUGCUGCACCAGAUCCCGUCGCUCACCUCCAAGAACAUCAUCUACUCGAUCGGUCACUCCGACGCAACCUACGAGCAGGCGCUGGCCGCCACCCAGAAAGGAGCGACGAUGAUCACGCAUUUAUUCAACGCCAUGCGCCCAUUCUACCACCGCAACCCGGGGGUUUUCGGUCUGUUCGGCCAGACAGAUCGACCGCGUCCCUUCUACGGCGUCAUCGCCGACGGCAUCCACCUGCACCCGACCUCCAUCCGCAUCGCCUACAACGCCCACCCGGCCGGGCUGGUCCUCGUUACGGACGCGAUGCGGCUGUGCGGGCUGCCGGACGGGGUGUAUGACUGGACCAACGGGGAUCGCAUCGUGAAGACGGGCGCCCGACUGACGCUCGAGGGCUCGGACAAGAUCGCGGGCAGCUCCGCCACACUGAUUGAGUGCGUCAACAAUUUCCGGCGGUGGUCUGGCGCCUCGACCGCCGAGGCGUUGAAUGCAGCCACGGCCACCCCGGCCCGUCUUUUGGGGCUGGAGGGCGUCAAGGGCUCGCUGAGCAAGGGCGCGGACGCAGACUUGAUUGUGCUGGAUGAUGAGGAGGAUCCCUUCUCCGGUCCGACAUUGGUGAUCCGUCAGGUCUGGAAGCGGGGCGUGAAGGUUUUUGACACUGAAGAUGAUGUUACUCGUUUGAAGGCUUGAUCUUUUGCGGAACUUGCCUUGUUGCGUGAUGGUAGAUGAUGGCUAGAUCAUCAGACCAGCGAACUUGAUGGCUAGAGGCUGGACUGUAGCUUGCCGCGGUGACUCUGUGAUACUAUACAAAUCUGCUCUUGUUCGGUGU
This is a messenger RNA of Aspergillus saccharolyticus JOP 1030-1, 1838 nucleotides long. RefSeq names its product N-acetylglucosamine-6-phosphate deacetylase. The transcript has 2 exons. Gene Ontology annotation, molecular function: N-acetylglucosamine-6-phosphate deacetylase activity. The coding region runs from base 407 to 1699 and encodes 430 amino acids. NCBI's taxonomy places the organism in Eukaryota, Fungi, Ascomycota, Eurotiomycetes, Eurotiales, Aspergillaceae. The record is from RefSeq and is a predicted model, not a curated record. Gene Ontology annotation, biological process: N-acetylglucosamine catabolic process.